AUGGCAUCUGGCGGUAUGGAAUCUGAGCGAAUCCGAUCCACUAAAUACUCCACCACACUGAAGACAGGGCUGACGCCGGUGCGUAUCGGUUUCGUGAAUCGUUCGAGCGGCUCUUGUCGGAAGCCACAUCCUACACCACUGGCAUUGGGAAGGGCAUUUGUCAUGCCUAGUCCUAAGAUGGUAGCUGAGACCAGUAUCCCAAAAGUACCACGAAGGGCAGUGUGGGCAUUGGUGGUAGAAGUGGCUGCUCUGGUGGUGCCGCUCAAUCUCGACUUUGCUGCCAAAUCGCAUGUCACAUGGCACAUCUCCCGGGCCGGGUACUUCGCAAAUGAACUGUUCGUGUUCGUCAGAUGGUUCCAGUCGAUAGCACAUGGGAACAUGAGGACCAACUUGCCGGUAGCCCCGCUGCACCUCUGGGGCGACGGGUGGGUUAUGCUGCUCUGGCAGAUCAAGACCUUCGUCCACAUCGUCCCCAUCGGGCCCGUUCUCUUCGCCGCAAUGCCCAGUGCAACAGAGCUCGCUGCGCAGAAACCAAAGGGCUCUGCAUUUCGUGCAGCCAAAUCUGGUGGGAAGACCAAUGGCAUCGAUUCUGGCUGCGAAACAACGCAUUCGUCAUGGUGCAUCUCGCCACACCUCGAGCACCGCCACAAUAAAGUGCCCUGA
This is a messenger RNA of Aspergillus aculeatus ATCC 16872, 663 nucleotides long. RefSeq lists its product as uncharacterized. NCBI's taxonomy places the organism in Eukaryota, Fungi, Ascomycota, Eurotiomycetes, Eurotiales, Aspergillaceae. The transcript has a single exon. The record is from RefSeq and is a predicted model, not a curated record. Bases 1 to 663 code for a protein of 220 amino acids.